Molecule: messenger RNA, 243 nt
Organism: Dentiscutata heterogama
Lineage: Eukaryota; Fungi; Glomeromycota; Glomeromycetes; Diversisporales; Gigasporaceae
Source: the annotation of a GenBank genome assembly
AAAAGAAAAAGAAAACGUGGUGACUUGGUUAUUACAAGUCGAUCUACUAUUCAAGGCAUGAAAAUCCUUUGUAAUAAAGAUAAGAGACCGUUUGAUAUAUGGGAAGAUUUUGCUAAAGAAUUAAGGCUAGCAUUUCAAUCUUCACAACAUCAGCAAUAUUUGAGAUGUCAAGUAAAAAGUAUAGAAGAAGAAGACAAGAUACUCAACUUCGUAGAAGGUCUAAAACUAGCAACCAAAGCCGAA